GUUGGCCUACAUCUGCGCAUGCGUCAAGCUUUCUGGUGUUGCAGUGUGGCAAGUCUCCUGGAGCAACGCGCUUACCUCAGAAACUGAGUCAUCCUGCCCGAUUUAGACAUUUAUUUAUCACCUACUGUCUACAAAACUGUCCAGCGAAUACAUUAGACGAUUUUGUCCCGGGUUGUUUGACUAGCUACUGCGCAGGAGAAGAUUGUGCAGAGUGCGCAUUGACUCUGUUGGGAAGUUCGCGAUUGUCUCUCAGCAUUGUUUGUGCUCAGCUGCCGGCUACAUCGUUUUUGCCGUUUGGAGGUCAGGCUUCCCCACAAGCGUAGCUGUCCAGCUACAGCAUCUUCUCUCCUCGCAGAGAUUCAGCGCAUCAGUACAGUUCUCAGAGUAAAAUUGUGGACAAGUUUUUGUAAUUUUCUUUCUCUCUCAAAAAUGGCCGCAACAACGUUCGAAAUGGACGGAAGUGUGAUGGAGGGGGGAGGCCAAAUUUUGAGAUUGUCUGCUGCUCUUAGCUGCAUUCACGGCACGUCAAUCAAAAUAAACAAAAUUCGAGCUGGCAGAAGCACGCCAGGUUUAAGGCCUCAGCACCUGAUGGGUCUGGAGCUAGUCAGGGACAUGUGCACUGGCAGUUUGGAGGGCGCUGUGAUCGGAUCCACAGAAGUCAGUCUCUCUCCCGGCACAAUCAAGGGGGGCAGCCACAUCGCAGACACCCAGACCGCGGGGAGUGUGACACUGCUGAUGCAGGUGUCGAUGCCGUGUGCCCUCUUUGCCCAGGGUCCCUCUGAGCUCUGCCUGAAGGGCGGCACCAACGCCGAGAUGGCGCCCCAGAUCGACUACACCCUCAGGGUGUUUAAGCCCAUCGUGGAGAGGUUUGGUGUCAACAUGGACUGUGACCUGCGGAUGAGGGGUUACUAUCCUAAGGGUGGGGGAGAGGUGGUGUUGAAGGUGAACCCGGUCAAAGAGCUUAUCCCCAUCAACAUGAUGGAGCGCGGACACAUCACCAAAAUCUACGGACGAGCCUUCACAGCCGGAGUCCUGCCCUCCAAGUUGGCUAAGGACAUGUCUACGGCGGCGGUGCGCACCAUCAGGAAGGAGAUCAAGGACCUGUACAUCAACAUCCAGUCCCUGCAGGAGAAGGAGAAGGCCUGCGGCAACGGCAACGGCAUCAUCAUCAUCGCUGAAUCCUCCACCGGCUGCAUAUUUGCUGGCUCGGCUCUAGGGAAGAAAGGUGUGUAUGCAGAUAAGGUGGGCAUUGAAGCUGCUGAGAUGCUUCUCAGAAAUGUCAGACACAACGGCUGUGUUGACGAGUUCCUACAGGAUCAGCUCAUCAUCUACAUGGCCCUGGCUAAGGGGACGUCUCGCAUUCGCACCGGGCCCAUCACCCUUCACACACAGACCGCCAUCCACGUCGCCGAGCAGCUCACCAAGGCCACGUUUGCGGUCCGCAAGGCAGAGGAUGAGAACGCCAACAACGACACCUAUAUCAUCGAGUGCCAGGGAGCAGGCGUGGAGAAUCCCAAUCUUUGAAUACACACACACACACACACACGAACACACACACACACGUACACAUACACACACGUGUACACACACACACACACACAUAUAUGACACACACUACUGUUAUCCUUUGGUCGGGGUAUAGGGCAGGCUGACCCCCAC
This is a messenger RNA of Alosa alosa (allis shad), 1659 nucleotides long. RefSeq names its product RNA 3'-terminal phosphate cyclase (gene rtca). The transcript has 11 exons. NCBI's taxonomy places the organism in Eukaryota, Metazoa, Chordata, Actinopteri, Clupeiformes, Clupeidae. The record is from RefSeq and is a predicted model, not a curated record. The coding region runs from base 430 to 1524 and encodes 364 amino acids. Gene Ontology annotation, molecular function: RNA-3'-phosphate cyclase activity. Gene Ontology annotation, biological process: RNA processing. Gene Ontology annotation, cellular component: nucleus.